CUAGUGGACGACCAAGUAGUCGUGGCGAUUUGUGGCUGACGCGCCAGACGAACUGUCGAACUGCCAGUUAUAGUCCGGAAUUUUUCUACUCCACACACGACCCCCGAUUCCAAAAUAGAAACACACACACAUUUUUGUAUUCGAUUCGAUUCUUUUGUUUUGUAAAAUCGGAAGCAAAGGGCAAGAGGCGGUUACCAUCGCCACAUGGACAAGUCUUCGCCCGAUUCCGAGUAUAGUUAACCACCAACACUUCGCAUCUAUAUAUUUUUAAAUCCAAUCAAAUCCGUGCAAAUUUAAACGCGCGUGAACCGCGAGUGAAAUAUUCAAAUUCAAAUAGCUGAUUGAAGAUCGUAUCGGUGGCAAUAUCAUCUAUAAAGACGGAAUUAGAGCCCAUCUAACCCAGAAAAAAAGUGUACAAAAGCCGAAACGAAACCAGCGAACCAAGUAAAUUACCGAACCAAAAGAAAGUCCAGGACUAUAUCAGGUGGUGAUAGUAAAUGUCUGAAAGAACGAAGCAGAGAAGAUAUAGUGUUUGGAAGUCAGAACGGGAUCAGAUAGAAAAGGAUUAUCGUGGGGUAUUUUUUUCGCUUUUUGUUUUCUGUGUUCCUUGUUCAAGGUCCUGAACUGGUUUCUCGGAUAACUUCGAGGACAGCUUACCACAUUAACUGCAGUUUUGGUUCCAACUUUAGCUUCGCGUUGAGUUCGUUAAUAUACAUAUAUAUUUUUUAUCUAUAUGUGGAAAUUGCCAGUUAACUUUCAAUCGCAUAUACGAACAUACAUUUAUCCAGUUGCCUUGGCUCUUUGUCUCCCAGUUAGCCACCAUCCAACGUAUCCUACGAGUCGUGCCUCCUUUUUUUGGUGAAGCUGCCUCUGCGUGGAUUUUUACAGGCUUUGCCCGGCUGGGUGAAUCGCUCGCAUUGGCAUCAGCUUGGAGAGUGGUCAAUGUUUCACGCCUUCCAACUGAAACCAAAAUCAGUGCCAAUUUCGAUCCCAAGUGGGGGCCCUCGGAUCCUCGAACCAGCCAGAGAAGCUACAGCAUCAUAGAGAGCAGGAAACUCACAAGAAUAAGGAUAAGGAGAAGAACUGGGAGCGAGUCAAGGACAAGUAGGCAAACUACCGACUUAAAUGGCCAACCCAUCCACUACUCCCGCUCAGGAGCGACGCAUCAAUGAGCUGGACCAGGACAUAGAACGCAUCUUUGAUGUCCGAAAGCGCUUGGGCAAGGGUGCCUAUGGCAUCGUUUGGAAAGCCACAGACAGGCGCACCAAGGACACGGUGGCCCUGAAGAAGAUCUUCGAUGCAUUCCGGGAUGAAACCGAUGCCCAGCGCACCUAUCGCGAGGUGAUAUUCCUGCGCGCCUUUCGCCACCACCCCAACAUCAUCCGACUGAUGGAUGUCUUCAAGGCUGGCAACAACUUGGACUUUUAUUUGGUGUUCGAAUACAUGGAGAGCGACCUGCACAACGUGAUAAAGAAGGGCGAUGUCCUUAAGGAUAUUCACAAGCGAUUCGUCAUGUACCAGCUCAUCAAUGCCAUCAAGUACAUGCACUCGGGCAAUGUCAUCCACAGGGAUCUGAAGCCCAGUAACAUACUCAUUGAUAGCAAGUGCAGGCUCAAAGUAGCAGAUUUUGGCCUGGCUCGCACACUAUCCAACAAACGCAAUUCCGAAUUCGAUGACCGGGAGCACGAGGGCAUGUUGACGGACUAUGUGGCCACGCGGUGGUAUCGCGCUCCCGAAAUUCUGGUGGCCAGUCGGAAAUAUACGAAAGGCAUUGAUAUGUGGGGACUGGGCUGCAUCCUAGGCGAAAUGAUAAGGCAGAAACCUCUGUUUCAGGGAACCAGUACUGUCAAUCAGAUAGAGAAAAUCGUGACUGCCUUGCCGGACGUGACCCAGCGGGACAUCGAAUCGAUUGGACCCAGCUUCGGAUCUGCAUUGUUGAGCAAGAAAAUCCAUCGCGAUCGUCGCCUUUCGCUGGACGAGAUGCUGCGCAACUGCUGCGACGACGCCAUUUCGCUGGUGAAGUCCCUUUUGGUCCUGGAUCCCUACAAGAGGCUGACUGCCAAGGCGGCCAUCAUGCAUCCGUAUGUGAGUCGCUUUCGCACCGCCUCCGCGGACAUGGAGCUCCGGGUGGACAUCCACCCGCCGCUGAAGGACGAUGUGCGCUACGGUGUGGACCGCUACCGGAGUAACCUCUACGAUAUGAUUGGGCUGGAGUCGAGGGGCAGUGCGCGAACGGUCAGCAAUGCCACGCCGUCCAAUAACCGGGAGACCAUGAUGACGACGACGACGAUAACGAAACCCCAGCGAUCCGUAUCGCGAACCAGGACGAUGAGUGCCACCCAGCUGCCGAGUCAGGCGGAGAAGAAGGAGGCGAGGAGGGAGCCGCAACCCGUGGAGGCGGAGCAGCCGCUGGCCAAGCCGAUCGACCAGCCGGAGGCGAAGAUGAACCGACGGCCACGACACACCAUCUCCACUGCGGAGCUGCGAGCGCUCCGAGCGCGAUAUCUGGAAGCGGAGACUCCACCCGGUGGAUCGCCUCCUGCUCUGAUUACUCCCAAGGCGAAGUCGCGGAGCCACCAGGCAGCGCUCCAUCGGGAACUGGCCGCCGUGGCAGCCACAGCGCCGCGAAAGAAGCCCGUGUGGCAGACACAAGCUCAGGCGCAGGUCAAGUUCCAGGUGGAGGCGCAGGCGCAGGUCCAGGCGCUGCUCCAGACCCAGCUGCCCAUUCUGGCCAAGUCCAUGGCCGAGACCCCGCCACAGGAGUCGCCGCAGCAGGCCUCCAGGAGUCGAUCCGUGCGGAAAGCCAACCAGGAAAAGAAGCCCAAGGAGAAGGCCAAGGCAGCGGAGGUGACCAGGACGUCGGGCAAUCCCAACCAGCGAAGGGAUAAAUCGGGAUCGACAGCCGAGAAGAGCAAGCAGGAGCUGCUGGAGUACAGGGAGCACCGGGAGAAGCUCGUCCAGCAGCAGCAGCAGCAGCGGGAGAAACUGUUGCAGCUGCAGCGGGAGCAGAAGGAGAAGCUGCUGCAGCGGGAGCAGAAGGAGCACAAGGACCGGAGGAGGCGGAUGGCCGAGAACCACCGAUUGAUGGAGCUGGAGCGCAUCCAGCUGGAGGAGAUGGCCAACCAGAAGGCGACGGCCAAGGCCUUCAACCAGAUUGCCAGGAAGGUGAAGAAGCUCACCGAGAAGAAGGACAAGGUGGAGGCGAAGGCGAAGGCCAAGGACAAAGACAAGGACAAGGCCAAGAAGAAGGGCAAGGAGCAGGAGGAGGAGGAUCCCAACUCCGACUCGGAUCUCUUCUACACCCCAAACAGCCUCGGACAGGGGGAGAACGCGUCCGGCACGAACAUAUGCUAUCGCUCCAAGAUCAGCUACCUGGAGGCGGAGAUGGACAAGUGCAAGCGCCAGCUGGUGAACUUUGUCCAGGACAACCGGGAGCUGCUCACCCAUCGCAAGUUGCGCUACCACUUCGAGAAGCUGCAGAACGAGAAGAAGAAGGAGGAGGAGGAGCAGAACCAGAGCCAGAACAACCACGAGCAGGAUGGCAAGCCCCUGCCGGAGGGCAGUGGUGAUCCGGGAUCGCUGACCUACGACUGCUUUCGCCGGGAGCAGCGGCGGCAGAAGAGUCUGCAGCUCCAGGAGUUCCUCUCCCGCGACGACAAGCACGACUACGAGUUCCCGGAGCUCUUCGGAUCGAAGACGUAUCACGCCUUCGCGCCGGUGCCCAGUGGCUCCUCGCUCUCCUCCCCCGAGGAGGCCAGCGUGAGUCCGGAUUCCGAAUCGGAACACUCCCAGGAGCAGGACUAUUCGCAUCAGUAUGCCAAGUACUUCCCAUCGCUGGGACAGGAGGAGCCGCUCCGACUUCAGGAGCGGUUGCAGGAGCGCCUGGAGGAGCACCGGCGGCGCCACGAGGAGCUGCAGGCCCAGAUGAGAGCCUGCAAGAAGCAGCACGAAUCGCUGGGCCUCCACCACAAGGUGCACCACCAUCACCACAAUCCGGGCGCCAGUGGUCCGCGCUACGAUCACAUGCGACUGCGGCAUGAGGACAUCCAGGAGGCCAACUUCUUCUAGGCACUCCCUUGUUCCUUGUUCCAGUCUUCACCCAAUAUAUUCGAGUGUGGAUUAGCCAAUUUCUGGUUUAAGUUCGGGUUGCCUUUUCUUCUUGGGGAUUGUUACCUGUUUAUUGGUAAUUUGUAAAUGCUCUCAUAAAUAGAACUGAGUUUCGUGAUUUUAGACAAA
Drosophila ficusphila is the source of this 4236-nucleotide messenger RNA. RefSeq names its product extracellular signal-regulated kinase 7 (gene Erk7). The record is from RefSeq and is a predicted model, not a curated record. Bases 1126 to 4068 code for a protein of 980 amino acids. Gene Ontology annotation, molecular function: ATP binding; MAP kinase activity. NCBI's taxonomy places the organism in Eukaryota, Metazoa, Arthropoda, Insecta, Diptera, Drosophilidae. Gene Ontology annotation, biological process: intracellular signal transduction; protein phosphorylation. Gene Ontology annotation, cellular component: nucleus; cytoplasm. The transcript has 9 exons.